CGACCUCACCUCGCUUUGCCGAAUAAUCAAUCCCUGACACGCUCAGGAUGAUAUUUGAGCUGUGUAUGCGGGCCGCCUAACAUCGAUGCAUGCUCUUCGCGCCAGCGCUGCUCAGCAGUGUUCGGGUGUAGAUGGAACCGGCGUGGAGACUGCUCAACACCACAGUGACGGCGCAUAGACUGGGAUGUCGAUGGCGCGCUCAAACGCGGUGUCUUCGUAGCUUGCUUAAUGUCUCAUCAACCCGCAAUCCCUGGCCUGCAUCGCCGAUAGCUCACCGAAGCAGGCUUCAGAGCACAGAUGCUCAGGAGCGCAAUGGCUCCAGAACGACGGUCCAGCUCCGACCAUAUCAAGAAGAGAGCAUCCGCGCCGUUCUCGACUAUCUGAAACGAGGCGAAAGGCGGUUAGGGCUCUCUCUGGCGACCGGCAGCGGCAAGACUGUCAUUUUCAGCCACCUCAUCGACCGUAUACCGCCACCAAACAGAGAUGCAAUUCAAACGCUCAUUGUCGCUCACAGGCAGGAGCUCGUAGAUCAAGCUGCGAAUCACUGUAGAAGUCUCUACCCCGACAAGACGGUCGAUGUGGAUAUGGCCGCUUCGCAAGCGUCCGGCUACGCCGACAUUACUGUGGCUUCAGUGGCAAGUCUCAACUCUGGUAGUCGCCUGCUAAAGUACGAUCCCGCACGCUUCAAGCUUGUAAUUGUCGAUGAGGCUCAUCACAUCGUGGCAUCGCAGUAUCUAAGUGUGCUCGAGCAUUUUCGCUUGAUUGGAGACGGUCGGGCGGGACAUAUUGCGUUGGUAGGUGUCUCCGCCACCUUCUCCCGCAAGGAUGGCCUCAGCCUUGGCAAAGCUAUCGAUCAGAUUGUGUAUCAUAAUGAUUUCGUCAGCAUGAUCGAACACGGCUGGCUCGCCAAGGUAACGUUCACGACCGUGCGCCUGGGUGUCGACCUGUCCAAGGUCAAGACCGGUCGAGGUGACUUUCAACCUGGUUCCUUGUCCAAGGUCGUGAACAACGACGAAAUCAACACGAUCGUUGUAAGGGCCUGGCUUGAAAAGGCUGCGGGCAGGAGAAGCACACUCGUCUUCUGUGUCGAUCUCAACCAUGUUGCGGCGCUCACAUCCAUGUUUCGUCGCCAUGGUGUCGAUGCACGCUUCGUAACUGGCUCCACGCGCCGCAAGACCCGGCAAGAAAGGCUCGAGGCCUUUCGUGAGGGUAAGGUUUCUGUGCUACUCAACUGCGGUGUCUUUACAGAGGGAACCGAUCUGCCAAACAUCGAUUGCAUCCUACUAGCCCGCCCGACAAAGUCACGGAAUUUGCUAGUUCAGAUGAUCGGUCGUGGCAUGAGAAAACAUGCUGGCAAGGACAGUUGUCAUAUCAUCGACAUGGUGGCUGCGCUGGAGACAGGAAUUGUGACAACACCGACUCUCUUCGGCCUCAACCCUGAUGAACUGGUCGAUGAGGCCAGCGCUGAGGCUAUGAAGUCACUCAAGGAGAGAAAAGAAAGUGAGCAACUGCGCGAACAGCAGACUGCCAUAUCAAGUAGCCAAUCACCGGAGCUAACGGGGAAUGUCAUCUUCACGGACUACCAGGACGUCAAUGACUUGCUUGAUGAUACAUCUGGCGAACGCCAUAUCCGCGCCAUAUCGCCUUUCGCGUGGGUCCAGGUGGACCAAGACCGGUACGUUCUAUCCGGAAGUGCUGGUGAGCUUAUUGUGGCCAAGGACAAACAGCGCUACCAGAUUGUCUUUAAGCAGCGAUUGCCGGAAGAUGCUCAACGCAAGUCCCCAUUCAUGCACCCACGCGAGGUGGCUCACGCAAGCACGUUCGAGCAAGCGGUAGCUGCAGCCGAUCAUUUUGCGAGAGCGAAGUUUGUCUUCGAAAUCAUCUCGAAGGCGGCUCGCUGGCGGAAGUCGCCAGCUUCCGAACAGCAAGUCGCCCUCUUGAACCGUUCCCGUGCGGAUGACGACAAACUCGAAGUGGGCUCCAUCACGAAAGGUAAAGCUGGCGAUCUGAUUACGAAGUUAAAGUAUGGCGCAAAAGGCCGUUUUAACAAGAUCAUGAGCGGAAAGCGUAAGGCGGAGCGGACAGAGCAAAAGCGAGCACGUUUCGAUGAAGCAGUGAAGAGAGCCCAGGUGCAAGUGGGUGCUGUCAUGCAAGGCUAGUCAGAAUGGUCAUCAUCUGCCAUGCGGUGCAUCGGCCUUUGUUUGGCUCGCUCCAGAUGUUCCGAACAUGUGAAAAUCCAAAUCCUUCACAUGCCACGGUUGGUACCGUGUCGCUGAGCGCCAUCAUGCAAGACUUAUGCAGGAACGGCUGGAGCUUGCACGUCGCCUUGGCAUUCGACAACGGUCCAGCUCCUCAUGCUGGAUGGAAACUACACCCACGUUGUUGCGAGCGGAAAUCCAAAACCACGCAGUUAGUUGUAAAACAGUAUAGCCUAUCCUGUGACCUGUCCACCCAGCCA
Messenger RNA from Baudoinia panamericana UAMH 10762, 2458 nucleotides. RefSeq lists its product as uncharacterized. The transcript has a single exon. Bases 132 to 2159 code for a protein of 675 amino acids. The record is from RefSeq and is a predicted model, not a curated record. Gene Ontology annotation, molecular function: hydrolase activity; ATP binding; DNA binding. NCBI's taxonomy places the organism in Eukaryota, Fungi, Ascomycota, Dothideomycetes, Mycosphaerellales, Teratosphaeriaceae.